AUGGGGCGCACCACCAUGGUGACCUUGCUGCUGGGGCUGCUGUUCGUCGGCGCCCGCGCCCAAGAUUGCACCCCGAUCGUCGAAGCGGCCACAGACGCCGGCCUGACCACCCUGCUGGCCGCGCUCGAGGCCGCCGAUCUGGUCGACACGGUCGUCGGCGCCACGGACCUCACUGUGUUCGCCCCAACCAACGACGCAUUCGAUGCAGCCCUGGCAGCCCUGGGUAUCACACUGGAGGACCUGGUUGCCAACAAGCCCCUGCUCACAGAGAUCCUGACCUACCACGUGCUCACCUUCCCCGUGUUCGCCGCCAACAUCAGCGAGGACGGCAGCUACCAGACUCUCCUGGGCAACGACAGCUCGUGCGGGGUCUCGACGAUCAGCGCGUCUAUCACCGAGGAGGGGGUGACGAUCAUUGGAGGGGCGACGAACGCCACGGUGUUGAUCACCGACGUGGAGACCUGCCAGGGCGUGGUGCACGCCAUCGACUUCGUGCUGCUGCCCUGCCCCGUCGGCGAGCAGCCGCCUCCGGAGGGCGUGACCGUCACCAUGACAGAUGCCCCGGCUGCUGACGAGGGGGAAGUCUGCACGCCCUUGCUCGAGGCCGCCACAGACGCCGGCCUCACCACCCUGCUGGCCGCCGUGGAGGCCGCCGGCCUGGUGGACGCCAUACAGGCGCCCGGACUCACGAUCUUCGCGCCCACCAACGACGCCUUCGACUCGGCCCUUCAGGCCCUGGGCGUCACCCUGGACAACCUCGUGGCCGACAAGGACCUGCUCACCGAGAUCCUGCUCUACCACGUGCUGGGCACGACCGUCCGUUCCGGCGACAUCCAGGACACGGCGACCGCGGAGACCCUCCUGGGUAACGACAGCUCCUGCGGCGUGUCCGCUCUGACGUUCGACCUUACGGAGGGGGUGGUGGUCGUGGGGGGCGCUUCCUCCGCCACAGUGGUGGCCCCAGAUGUGGAGACCUGCACGGCCGUCGUGCACGUCAUCGACUUCGUGCUGCUGCCCUGCGCGCUGGGCGAGCCUGAGCCUGUGCCUGAGCCCGAGCCGGAGCCAGGUGAGCUUCUGGUCCCCAGAAUGCCCCGGCGCGUUGGGGAUUAG
Messenger RNA from Ostreobium quekettii, 1110 nucleotides. NCBI's taxonomy places the organism in Eukaryota, Viridiplantae, Chlorophyta, Ulvophyceae, Bryopsidales, Ostreobiaceae. The record is from the annotation of a GenBank genome assembly.